GAAUACGUUCACUUUGUAGUCAUCCGUUCAUUUACAUUCCAAAACGAUUCUCUCUCUCUCUCUCUCUCUCUCUCUCUCUCAGAAGCUUUCACACAGGUCUCUUCGCUUUUAGGCUUUUCUCACUUACUGGAGUAUUUUUUAUUCGUACAAAACCCAAGUCCCAACUCCUCUCUCUCUCUCUCUCUCUCUCUGUCUCUCUCUCAAUCAAAUUUAAGGUGGUUAAAAUGGAGGCGAGUAUGCUGCUAUGCAAACUGAUCAUCUUUUUGGCUUUUCUGGGAGUUGUAAUGAGUACAACAUGGGGAGAAGACAACCUGAUAAAUCCAUCAAAGUUGCAAAUGUUUGUUGAUGAUCUUCCUGAUAUGCCCAAACUCAAAGGUUUUGAUUUCGAAAACGGCGUCCCCGUGCCCAAAUCCUUGAAAAUUGGCAUGUUUCGCAAGAAAUGGAAAUUCCACAGGGACCUCCCUCCAACCCCGGUGUUUGCCUACGGUACAUCCAAGCGCACCGCAACAAUCCCAGGACCCACGAUCGAGGCCCUCAAUCAGGUUGACACCUACGUGACGUGGCGCAAUCAUCUCCCUAAAAAGCACAUACUUCCUUGGGACCCCACCAUCCCAACAGCUAUGCCAACCAACAAAAGGGGCGUUCCCACGGUAGUCCACCUCCACGGCGCCAUCGGCGAGCCGCAGAGCGACGGACACGCGGAGUCGUGGUUCACUGCUCGAUUUGAAGAGAAGGGACCCACUUGGACAAAGAAGAAAUAUCACUACUACAACCAUCAACAGCCGGGGAACCUAUGGUACCACGAUCAUGCCAUGGGGUUGACCAGAGUCAACAUUCUGGCCGGCUUGCUUGGGGCCUACAUUAUUCGCGAUCUGAAGAUUGAGGCCCCGCUUGGACUCCCGCACGGCGAUGAAUUCGAUCGCCCGUUGGUCGUCUUUGAUCGUGGCUUUCGUACCGACGGCUCGUUGUACAUGAAUUCUACCGGAGACAACCCUUCCAUACACCCGCAGUGGCAACCCGAGUACUUCGGCGACGCCAUUAUCGUCAACGGGAAAGCCUGGCCCCGCAUGAUUGUGAGGCGGAGAAAGUAUCGAUUUCGCAUCAUCAAUGCGAGCAACGCUAGGUUCUUCAAGUUCUUCUUCACCAACGGUCUAGGAUUCAUCCACGUGGGGUCUGAUUCGGCCUAUCACGAACGGCCCGUGAUGCUCAAAGAGAUCCUCCUGGCCCCAUCCGAGAUUGCCGAUGUAAUUGUGGACUUUUCGGAGUCAAAGUCCGAUUCGGUUAUCCUAGGCAACAAUGCAUCGUAUCCUUACCCUUCUGGUGACCCGGUCAACGAAGCCAAUAGCAAGGUGAUGAAAUUCCUCGUUAAACAACAACACGAGGUUGACUCGGGCCGGGUACCCGAAGAGCUAAUUAAAUACCCAUCUGCUGAUUUAUCCGGUGCUUCGGAAACACGGUACAUCGCAAUGUACGAGUACACGAGCGACAUCGACGAGCCCACUCAUUUGUAUCUGAACGGGAAAUCGUACGAGAAGCCGGUGACCGAGACGCCGAAAGUGGGGACCACGGAGGUUUGGAAUGUGAUCAAUCUGACGGAGGACAACCACCCGUUGCACAUCCAUUUGGGUUUGUUUGUGGUGUUGGAUCAGACGGAGCUGGUGGACUUGGACAAGUUCAAGGAAUGCAUGUUGAAGAUGAACGAUGCGAUCAAGUGCCAAAUAAGCAAGUACGCACGUGGCAAGAGGCUGAAAGUGCUGGCCCAUGAGAAGGGGUGGAAGAAUGUCUACAAGAUGACGCCCGGAUUUGUCACGAAGAUCCUAGUGAGGUUUUCUUACAUACACUCGAAUGCGUCGUACUCGUUCGAUGCAACCGCCGAACCUGGUUAUGUCUACCACUGCCACAUCUUGGAUCAUGAAGACAAUGUCAUGAUGAGGCCCAUGAAGUUGAUCAAAUGAGAAGCUCCAAAAACAAAAAGGUGGGGUUAAAUUGUAACGAGGGGAAGCUGGAAAACCACCGUCUCGUGCUGCUCUUCUGAUCAGUAGCGAUUAAGUACAGCUGAAAAGAUGAUUUCACUGUAAUUCAAUUUGUUCAUGGCUAUAGAAGAUCAUGAUUAUUGGAAUUUGUAAUGGAGUAACUUUUGGAAGUUAUAUUACUUCAGUUUGGAAGUUUUGGAAUUUAUAUUGUGGCAGAGGGUUGAUUCUAACCAAGUGGUUCAACCUAUCAAUGGCGAACUGAUUGCGAUUCUUUCA
Molecule: messenger RNA, 2249 nt
Organism: Rhododendron vialii
Lineage: Eukaryota; Viridiplantae; Streptophyta; Magnoliopsida; Ericales; Ericaceae
Product: multicopper oxidase LPR1-like
Exons: 4
Coding region: 225-1955 (576 amino acids)
Molecular function (GO): copper ion binding; oxidoreductase activity
Source: RefSeq, a predicted model, not a curated record